AUGCAAAAACCUCAUCGUCACAAUGCUGUUGCAUUAGACUUGGUAACCUAUGCACCCAAGGGAAAAUGCUAUACACUUAUUGGAGACGAGCUGAAUGAAGACGGUUCGAUUCGAUCUCCGACACGACUCGAUUGGGAAUCAGGUGGUUCAUUUGCAACUCCACUCGGUAUGUGGCAUUCGCAUCACAAUGAAUCGGAAGACGAAGAUGCUUGGAUUUUACCGGUGCAAGAUGCUGGUUUGGCUCUUCAUCAAGGAUUGUAUGAUAUUCGGUUUGCCGAGGAGGAAUGGAAACACGUGAAAGAUGAACAUGCAAUCAAAGGCAUUAUCUACUAA
Molecule: messenger RNA, 333 nt
Organism: Rotaria sordida
Lineage: Eukaryota; Metazoa; Rotifera; Eurotatoria; Philodinida; Philodinidae
Source: the annotation of a GenBank genome assembly